AUGUCUUCUUCUUCACUGUUUCUAUCCACUUUCUUCAUCCUCACUGUCACCACCCUCACCUCACCGACGUGUGGACUUAUCCUAACCCUCGUUAACAACUGCAACUACACCGUGUGGCCCGCUAUUCAGCCCAACGCCGGCCACCCUGUCCUGGCUGGCGGCGGCUUCACCCUCCAUACCCUCACCCACCUCUCCAUCCCGGUCCCCGACGCCCAUUGGUCGGGCCGGGUCUGGGCCCGCACUGGCUGCACCUACUCCGGCACCGCCUUCUCCUGCGCCAGCGGAGACUGCGGCGGCCGCCUCCAGUGUAACGGUGCCGGCGGUGCUGCCCCCGCCACUCUGGCGCAGUUGGAGGCCCACCACGGUAACGGCGACUACGUCUCCUACAGCGUGAGCCUCGUGGACGGUUUUAACGUUCCCAUGACUGUGACCCCGCACGAGGGCAAAGGCGUGUGCCCCGUGGUGGGUUGCCGCACCGACUUGCUUGCCACCUGUCCCUCCGUACUGCAGCACCGUGUGCCCGCCGUUCACGGACCCGUCGUCGCGUGCAAGAGCGGGUGCGAGGCUUUCCAUACGGACGAGCUCUGCUGUAGGAACCACUUCAACAGCCCCAACACGUGCCAUGAGUCAGUGUACUCAUCCUUCUUCAAGCACUCGUGCCCUAACACUUUCACCUUUGCGCAUGACAACCCCUCCCUCAUGCACCAGUGUUCCUCCCCGCAUGAGCUAAAGGUUAUCUUUUGCCACUGA
Sphenostylis stenocarpa is the source of this 750-nucleotide messenger RNA. The record is from the annotation of a GenBank genome assembly. Lineage: Eukaryota; Viridiplantae; Streptophyta; Magnoliopsida; Fabales; Fabaceae.